AGCAUCUGAGGGCAGACAGGGCGCUAGUAGUAGAGCUUGCGUUGGUUGGCGGCGGAUCAAUACUCGCGGAGCUCACCCUGGCAGGCAGCUUUGCCAUUCUCUCCCUCGGCUCUGUGUGAGUGUGUCUGUGUUGCGUUGCUGUGCUGCUCGGGGCCACCCGCUCGCUCGCUUGCCCGCUCGCUCCACCGUCGGCCAGCCCGCAGCGGCCCCCGCACCGUCCCCGACCGCGCCCGCCCCCGGCCGGGGGUCUCGCAGCCCCGUUCGUUCGCCGUCCCCGCCGACCGACUGGAGGACUUUGGCACACGCAACGCCCAAGAACCACACCCUCGCGCCCAACGCAUUUGCAUAGUCGUGUGUGCGCCCAACACGGACGAAUGUGGGCCUUUUUUCCGAAAGACAAUCGGCCAGUGAUUUGCUAGCCUAAAUUUUUCUCCGCCUCGAGACGAUGCUUGCCAGGUGAUGGCAACACCAUUGCACUAGCAUCUAUUAUGGACACAGUGGUCCCGGUAUGGGCAUGUGCGUGGGUCCAUUAGUCGGCUAUAUCCGCGAGGCUGUGACCUGCUUACUUGCGCUCACCUCAGUUUGCAAUGUAUUCUUGUUGUUAUUCUUCGCAACCCCAGGCGUCAAAUGUUUCCAAGAUGCAGUACACAUCACUGCAAUCCUUGGAGAGUCGGUGGUGUUCAACUGCCACGUCGAAUUCCCAGGUGACCACCCGGUCCCGUAUGUGUUACAAUGGGAGAAGAAGGUAGGCGACACGGGACUGGAGAUACCCAUCUACAUAUGGUACGACAGCUACCCGACACACAGCGGUGAGGGCUACGAGGGCCGCGUGAGUAGAGUGGCCUCGGAUUCUCCAUAUGGGCUCGCCUCGCUCAAUCUCACUAACAUCCGCGAGUCGGACCAGGGUUGGUAUGAGUGCAAAGUCGUGUUCCUUAACCGUUCGCCUAACUCGCACAAGAACGGCACGUGGUUUCACCUGGAUGUCCAUGCGCCCCCACGUUUUGGUAUUACCCCAGAGGAUAUAAUUUAUGUUAACCUGGGGGAUUCGAUAAUUCUAAACUGCCAGGCUGAGGGUACCCCGACGCCUGAAAUUCUGUGGUACAAAGAUCAGAAUCCGGUGGAGCCCUCGGCCACCACUGGCAUCUUUAAUGAUGGAACUGAACUGCGUAUCUCCAAUAUCAGACACGAGGAUAUUGGAGACUACACUUGUAUAGCUCGGAAUGGCGAGGGUCAGAUUAGCCAUACUGCCCGAGUGAUCAUUGCCGGGGGCGCCAUCAUCAUGGUUCCACCCACCAACCAGACCAAACUCGAGGGCGAGAAGGCCCAGUUCUCGUGCGAGGCCAAAGCCCUGCCCGGCAAUGUCACCGUGAAGUGGUACCGCGAGGGCACCCCUGUCAAGGAGGUGAGUUCCCUAGAAACCAGGGUCACCGUCCGCAGGGAUGGCUCGCUCAUCGUCAACCCGGUCAGCGCUGACGACUCCGGCCAGUACACCUGCGAAGUCACCAACGGCAUCGGUGAACCGCAGGCCGCCUCGGCGCACCUCAACGUCGAGUACCCUGCGAAAGUCACGUUCACGCCCAUCAUUCAAUACUUGCCGUUCCGGCUAGCGGGGGUGGUGCACUGCUACAUCAAGGCGAAUCCGCCCUUGCAGUACGUCACGUGGACCAAAGACAAACGACUUCUGGAGCCAUAUCAAACCAAGGACAUUGUCAUCAUGAAUAAUGGUUCGCUUCUCUUCACGAGGGUGAAUGAGAACCACCAAGGGAGAUACACUUGCACCCCCUACAAUGCUCAAGGCACUCAAGGCUCGUCGGGACCCAUGGAAGUGCUUGUGCGAAAGCCGCCCGUGUUUACUCUGGAGCCAGAAUCGCUCUACCAACGCAAAUUGGGUGAGAGCGUCGAGAUGGUGUGCGAGGCGCAAGAAGCCGAGGGUACUCAAAAGCCGGUGAUCCAGUGGUCUAGGCGCGACGGCCAGAACUUGCAGCGCAAUAGAAUCAAAAUGAACGGCGGAAACCUUACAAUCGAGAAUUUGAGACGCACCGACUUCGGCUUCUACCAGUGUGUCGCGAGUAAUGAGGUGGCUACCAUUGUUUCGACGACGCAGCUUGUGGUCGAGGGAACCCAACCCCACGCGCCAUACAACUUGACGGCCAACGCCAGCGAAUUCUCGGUCCAUCUCACUUGGCUGCCCGGCUACAGUGGCGGACCAGAUUUCAAACAAGACUACACAAUCUGGUACCGGGAGACCGGGGCAAGCGACUGGUCGACCAUCCCUGUCACACCGCCAGGGAGCACUGAAAUCACAAUCCAACGCCUGACACCAUCCACAGACUACCAGUUCCAGGUGGUUGGUAAAAACUCGCUUGGUGACGGCAUGUUUAGCCAAAUUAUUGCUGUACAGACCAAAGACAUUUAUGACUAUAGUAAUAUUGUUUUUCCGACUGAUUCUGAUGGAGGAAUUUUGAUACCUCCUGUGAUGAGACCGAAAGGUCCAAAGCCAGGACCACCGAGGAACGUGACUGUCAACGAGAUUAGCAAUGGAUUUUUAAUCAACUGGCAAGCACCAGCUGAGCGCUCACACUUGGUCCAGUAUUAUACAAUUAGGUAUAAAACGGAUGCUCAGUGGAAGAUCUUGAACAAAGGGCAGAUAAGAGCUGAAGAAACAUCAUACUUAGUAAAAAACUUGGUGGGAGGCCGUACCUACUACAUACGUGUUUAUGCACACUCGCUCAAAAACUAUGAAAGUAGUGAUGAAGUCAAAUUCCCUGUCCCUGCACGAGUCAAGCAUAAGGCCAUUACUGCAGGCGUAGUGGGUGGAAUUCUAUUCUUCAUUGUGGCCAUCAUUCUGUCGGUCUGCGCCGUCAAAAUCUGCAAUAAACGCAAACGCAGGAAACAAGAGAAAGCCCUUUCUGCUGCAUACAACAUGGUGGCGUGCAGAACCACAGACCAAAUGAAUGGAGGUCAAGCAGCUGGCCAAGUGCCUUUAAAAAAAUCUAGCUCGCGCCGAAUACCAGCUGUGACCGUCGGGGCCGUAAAACGCCUUGGAGCCUUCUUCCUCUCCGGCCUCCGCCGCCCUCCUGAGAACCCAUCCCCCUCCCCAUCCCCGUUUGGCGCCCGCUCGACCGACUCAGAAGUGGAGCUACGGGCGUAUUACGUGCGUCGCGAGAUGGUCUACCCGCUGUCAAGCAUCGCGCGCGCUGCCGACGGCCGAUUCGUGCUCGACUCGGCCAGCAGCAGCAGCAGCGACGAGGGCGGCUUUGCAGCCGCGCACCGCGAGAUGCUAGGGCAGCCUGCCGGCUGGCGGCGGCCCAUCCUAGCGACGCCGAGCAUGCGAUCGGAGGCGUCAGGCGAGAGCCACACGCUGCCGCGGCAGCCACUGCGACACGCCAUCAUGCGCGCCUCGUCACCUGGUCCGCUCAGUACCGGCACCUGGCCCCUGCAUAACUUCAGCGACCUCAGCUCGGUGCGUCAGCCAAGCUCCAUGUUCAUGCCAGACGUUUCACUGCCAACGCCGAGCCAGGUGGCCAGUUCGCUGCGCUCGACGCAUGAGCGUUACCGACAGGAGCUGCCCUCGCUGCAGGCCAUCCACGCCGAGGUGUCGCCGCGGUGGCAGCACGUACGCGUCGACGUUCACCAGCCAGCACAGCACCGCCUCUCGGGCCGCCACGUGCACACGACGCCGCUGUUCCGGCCGCUGCAGCCUAGCAGUCCGGAACCCGGCGGCCAGUGGGCGCUGCUGCCGCGGUCGGUGCGGGCGCGGCCAUCACCCGGCAGCGGCGGCCGGCGCGCCGCGUUGCGACACGCUCGCUCCGCUCCAGAGCUACGUGGUGGCAGUCCGUCGCGACCGUCACCGCACGAGCUUUCGCCCGAGAGCCGCUCGAGCAGCAGCGGCUUCGGCAGCAAGAACAACUCUCAGCAGACGGGCAGCUCGUCGCGCUCACCGCCACUGCCGGGUCCCCCCUACCGUCCACCGCCCCCGCCACCCCUUGCCUCGUGGCUGCGCAAGCCGCUGCCCUUGUAUGUGAUGUCAGCGUGGCCACCACCGCCCUAUGAGUCGCCUACGUCGGCUGCCGGCCGUGACGCCAGCGUCGACGACCACUAUGAGUUUGAUGCUGACCUAAACACACCGGUGCCGACGCCGUCGCCGGGCGGGCCGUCGGACGCGUACAACACCUUUCUGAGCACCACCUCGCUCAGCCUGACCGGGUCGUCGUCGGCGGCCAAGCACCAGGACAUCGAGGCGCGCGUGCAGGCCAUGAAGCAGGAGUUCCAAGAGUACCGCGAACGGCAGGCGCGCCGCCGCAACAAGAGCCAGCAACAGCAGCAGCUGGAGAGUGCCUGCUGACACACGCCACAAGAUAUGGACUCAGAUUAGACUCGCCACCCACGCUCCACGACCCAAAGCAAAUAAAUUCUAAAAUAAUUGUGCAGCAGGUUUAGCGACGAAGUUUGUUGGUUGAUCGGUUGUUUGUUGAUUGGGUGAUGGAACUGACGUGUAGUUAUAUCAAUAAGUAAGCAUGUAAGUCACUCCAAUUACAAGAAGAACUUCUAAAACACGCAGUAUUUUAUAGUUAAUAUGGUAUUGCGCCUUGUACAUGUAUAAAUUUGAUAAAAAAGAAGAGUCUGUAAGUACCUCUAGCAGUCUGUGGCAGGUGAUUUAAUGUAUGGAAAACAAAAGUGUUUAGCAAAGAACAAUAUAUGAUUCUAAUUAAGCAGUUAAUUAAUGGACGAAGAUCAAAAAUUUUAAAACUAUAUGACGCAGAAGAAAUUCUACAAAAAUAGUAACGGGAGGUAGUGUAAGAGAACUUUUUCCCAAAUUCGCAGCCUCGAGAAUAUCAAUUUUGUUUCGACUAAGCGAAUGAGGCCACGAAAAUGUAAAAAAAACACACAAUAUGUUCAUGUUGUUGCAACACGCAGCGGAAUAGCCAUGAUUGGUUAACUUGUCUCGGAAAUGUAGCGACUCACAAACACACAAAAGAUACUUAAUUUUAUUAUCUACUUGCAUUUAUUAUAUUUAUUGACAUUAUUUAUUUUUUCAUUUUGGAAAUGACUAAAAGGAAAUAAAUAUAUUUAUUGGCAUUUGAAAAAUGUAAUAUACUUACAUUAAGUGAUGAUUUUGUUUUUUAAAAUGAAGCUAUAUUUAUUGUCUCGAUGAAAUGAUGUGUCUCGUUAGCACCCGUCCCCACCGCCAUUUAUUGUGUUCUUUGAUUUCAUUCCCCGUACGUAUCAAUUGCAAUCUCUAGCCUCCUUUUAGUUGGUUGUGCCCACUCUUUUUUAGAGUACAAUUAGGUGAGGAACACCUCACGUUAUGUAUAAAUUAUGGACACAAAAGACGAAUGUAUGCCUGAUGCAAUAUUCUCUGUCUUUAAUUCAAUUAUUAUUACAUUGAUAACGUGCAGGGAUGGUUAAUUAUCUAGUUGACAUAAAAGAUUGAGAAUUACCAAGAGAAAGAAAGAAAGAAUGCAACCAAACACUCUCUAUUCAUCUUUAUUCUUGUACAUUCCACUGCUGUAUGCAAGAGGGUAAUUACAAAAAUAAGACGACUCGUCACUACUCUCAGUACUUUGCUCACGAAACGUUAAAUUAUAUUGAAAAAAUACAAAAAGAGAUGAAAAGAAAACUCUAAAAAUUCCUUCAGACAAAAAUAGAGAUCAGUGCGUCUGCUCGCCACUAACAGUUUUUAGGUCUCGUAAAAUAUAAAUUACAAUUAUAUUGAGAAGAUUACCUCUUGUCAGCACAGUCCGGCUGGACGGUAGUGUGCCGGACAGUCCGAGCGUAGUUAUUUUGAUAUCGUUUGCGCGAGAGAUGGCAGGCAGGUAAACCCUGUUGUGACUAUAUUACAGAAAGUGAAGAUGGAAUUAUCUAAACGAACACUCCUCACUUGAAACAACAGAAGAGACCGCGCGAAAGGCGCCUCACAGUCCGUCGAGAGCCCUUUGGUGCGUUUGCGUCUGUGAGAAACUGAUCAAGAAAACGGCUCCAUCUUUAUUACUCUAAAAAGUUUGACUUGUGUACUUGUCAUUGUUGGCACAAAUUAUUGGCACAGUAAAGUACCAAAGAAUAAUGAUA
Messenger RNA from Cloeon dipterum, 6069 nucleotides. It is a transcript of the gene tutl, whose product is annotated as turtle. The coding region runs from base 509 to 4345 and encodes 1278 amino acids. Gene Ontology annotation, molecular function: protein binding. Gene Ontology annotation, biological process: cell-cell adhesion. The transcript is spliced from 15 exons. Lineage: Eukaryota; Metazoa; Arthropoda; Insecta; Ephemeroptera; Baetidae. The record is from RefSeq and is a predicted model, not a curated record.